Messenger RNA from Ilyonectria robusta, 1764 nucleotides. Its product is annotated as endoplasmic reticulum Oxidoreductin 1-domain-containing protein. Gene Ontology annotation, biological process: protein folding in endoplasmic reticulum. Gene Ontology annotation, cellular component: endoplasmic reticulum membrane; endoplasmic reticulum. The record is from RefSeq and is a predicted model, not a curated record. NCBI's taxonomy places the organism in Eukaryota, Fungi, Ascomycota, Sordariomycetes, Hypocreales, Nectriaceae. The coding region runs from base 1 to 1764 and encodes 587 amino acids. Gene Ontology annotation, molecular function: thiol oxidase activity; FAD binding; protein-disulfide reductase activity. The transcript is spliced from 3 exons.
AUGAAGACUGCCAGUAGAGUCUUCUAUCUCUCCGUCUUUGCCCUCUGGGCUGCUCCUGGAUCUUGCUCCAGUUCCACAGAGAAUUGCCCGAUCUCUCCCAAGUCCAUCGUUGAAGAUGCCUGUGCUUCCUACGCGACCCUCGAGAAGCUCAACGCCCGCACCAAGCCCGCCGUUGACGACCUCACCCGCAACACCGACUUCUUCUCCCACUACCGAUUGAACCUCUUCCACAAGAGUUGUCCCUUCUGGAACGACGAAAAUGGCAUGUGCGGCAACAUUGGCUGCGCCGUCGAGACGCUCGACAACGAGGAGGAUAUCCCCGAGGUCUGGCGCGCCCACGAGCUCAGUAAGCUCGAGGGCCCGCGAGCUCAGCAUCCUGGAAAGAAGGCACGCCACGAGAACCCCGACCGCCCGCUCCAGGGCAAGCUAGGUGAAGAUGUCGGCGAGAGCUGCGUUUUCGAAUACGACGACGAGUGCGACGAGCGAGACUACUGCGUCCCCGAGGACGAGAGCGCCAGCUCCAAGGGAGACUAUGUCAGCCUGCUCCGCAACCCGGAGCGCUUCACGGGGUACGCCGGCGAUGGGGCCAAGCAGGUCUGGGACGCCGUCUACCGCGAGAACUGUUUCCAAAAGAGCUCGUUCCCGCGCUCGGCGAACCUGGGCGUCUCCCAGUGGCCUCCCGGUCCCGCCGCCCAGGACUUGAAGCAAAUUCUCGAUGCCGCCGGUCGCCAGGCCCAGCUCGAGCAGCAGCGCAUCGAAAAACCAAACACCCCCUUCGUCGCCAACACUGGCUUCGAGGUCGAGGACGAGUGCCUCGAGAAGCGCGUCUUCUACCGUGUCAUGUCAGGAAUGCACGCCAGCAUCAGCAGUCAUCUGUGCUGGGACUUCCUGAACCAAACCACCGGCGAGUGGCAGCCCAACCUGUCCUGCUACGAACACCGCCUCCACAACUUCCCUGACCGCAUCAGCAAUGUCUACUUCAACUACGCUCUCCUCACUCGCGCCGUCGCCAAGCUCGGCAAGUACCUCAAGGGCGAAGAGUACACCUUCUGCACCGGUGAUCCUCAGGGUGACGCUGUUACCCGGUCCAAGGUACUGGCAGUUACUGAGCAAGCAGCCAGUGUACCCCAGAUCUUUGAUGAGAGCCUCAUGUUCGUUAACGGCGAGGGACCCUCGCUGAAGGAGGACUUCCGCAACCGUUUCCGCAACGUCAGCCGCCUGAUGGACUGUGUGGGCUGUGACAAGUGCCGCCUCUGGGGCAAGCUCCAGACCGCUGGCUAUGGCACCGCCCUGAAGGUCCUCUUCGAGCUCGACAACGACAGUGGUGACGUACCCGUCCUCAAGCGUACCGAGCUUGUGGCCCUGUUCAACACCUACGCCCGCAUCAGCAGCUCCAUGAAUGCCAUCGGGCAUUUCCGCCACCGCAUGGAGGACAAGAUCGCGGCGGAAAAGGAGGCUGAGGAGAUGACCGCUGCUGCCAAGGCGCAGGAGCUCGAAGACAUUGACCCGGACCUCCUUGAAUUCGUCCGGCUUCAGAACCAAGGACCCCGGGGCGACACAGUCGGCGACCACUUUAGUCAUGAGAUGGCUCGGUUCCGCGUGGCCGUUAAAGUGAUUAUCAAGGGUUGGAUCCGUGGUCCCAAGACAGUUUGGAACAUCCUCAAAUCUGAAUUGAUUCGGCUGUACCAGUUCUGGCUGGGUGUGCCAAUCACACCCCGCUGGUGGAAGUUUCAGCUUCCUGACCUUGAUCGAGAUGAGCUGUAA